Molecule: messenger RNA, 1727 nt
Organism: Vespula vulgaris
Lineage: Eukaryota; Metazoa; Arthropoda; Insecta; Hymenoptera; Vespidae
Exons: 4
Coding region: 416-1711 (431 amino acids)
Molecular function (GO): protein binding
Source: RefSeq, a predicted model, not a curated record
AUCAUAUAAUUGGUUCUUUUAUCAUAAAAUUUGACCAAUCAGCAUUUUUUGACAUGAUGCAUGCAUAAAUAGAAAUAAUAUUCUGAAAAUAAUAUCGUUAAUUAUUGAUUUGGUUAGUAUAUUAUAACUACAUUGUAUACUCACAUUCCAUUCUACGUAUUUUUUUUUAACUGUGUAUAUAGGGAGACUCUUGAUUGGUCUAUAUUUUAUUAUAUUUUCGAUAAUAAGAAAUAUAUCGAUGAUAUCGAUAUCAAAUUCGAUAUCUCGCAAGCGUCAUAAAAGUUUGACCACUAAUAAUUACCGCCAGAACACAAACAAUAAUUCAACUUUUAAAUAACGGAAUCGUACUGUCUUAUUUAUAAAUAUUUGUAUUUAUUAAUUUUUUGGUGCUGUUAAUUCGUAUAUUAUUUAUAUCAUGGAUAGUAAAUAUUCUGAUGCUGUAUAUACAUGGUUUGAAAGAUGUGGUAUUAUAUCAAAUAUAAGAACACAUCUUCGUAAAAAUUUAGUAAAUGCUUUAAAAUAUAAAGAUUUAUCUUUAAAGGAUUACUGCAGUAAACCGAAACCAGCGAAACAAUAUGUUUUCGACUUUCUUGUAGCAGAGUAUUUAUUUAAUGUUAAUUAUGCUUAUACUUUAUCUGUAUUUGCUAGCGAAGCUCCACUUUUAAUACAGUUUGAUAAUCAUAUACCUGAUAGUUAUGAUGAUAAAAAAAAAAGCAGUAGACAAAAAUUACAAAAGGAUUAUAUAUAUCAUACAUUAGAGACUUUAGGUAUCGGACCAAGUGAUCCUGAAGGACAAUUUAUUAUGUCAGAAUAUAUAAAUAAUGAUGCACCAUUACUUUCAUGUAUAUUAAAGUGUAUAUCAUUUUGUUCAUUGGAUCUAAACAAAAUUCAAAGUUUUAAAAAAGCUAAAUCAAUGAGCACGAAAGAAACGCAAACAGAUACUUCUUUGCAAGCAAGUAUGGACAUAGAAAGAUUAAGAUCUAUCAAAAAGAAAAUAUUUAGGCAAAAACAAAUUUUUGAUGCUCAAUUAAAAGAAAAAGAAAUUGGAUUAAAAAAUCGUGCUAUUAUUAUUGAAGAGCAACUUAUUUCUUUAAAUGAAAAACUAGAAAAAGCACAGGAACUAAUGUAUAUGGUUACUUUAAAAGAACAGCAAUUACAAGAAAAAAAACAGAAAGAAGAGCAAGAUUUGUUUCAAAAAGAAAUUGAAUUAUCUUUUAAACACAAUGCAUUAUUAUUAGAAAAUGAAAGAUUUAAAAAAGAACAAGACAUCUAUAAGAAUUAUGAACGCCAUUUGGAAAAAUUACAAGAAGAACUUGCUGUAACAAAGAAAGGUUUUUCCUCUAAUUGUGAAUUAAGGGAUACAGGAAUACAAACAAGUUCUAAUAAUGGUUUGGGUGAUAAAAGUAAAGAUGUGCAAUUUAAUGAAGAGAAGAAAGAAUUAGUUAAACUUUUGCAUGAUCAACAAUUAAAGAUAGAUGAAUUAACACAAUAUGCAAUUCAAUUAUCACAUAGAUUGGAAGAAAUUCAUCAGUCGAGAUCUACAUUAAUCGAAGAUACUGCAGUACCAAAAAAAACUGUAUAUACUAAUACUAUUGUCAGUGAAAGUAGUUCCACUGAGGAUAUAUUGCAAGAUGCUAAAUUACGUCUGAAACGUUUAGAAGAAGAAAGUAUAAAAGCUGAUAGGUUUUAUUAUAAUUGUAUUGCUACUUAAUUAUAAUAUGUUUUAU